ACAUCCUCAGUAACUGAGCUGUUUGUCCUCACAUGACAAAGCAUAGUUUCUGAUAUUAAUCAGUGUGAACAAAUCAAGAGUCUCAAAAAAAUAUUUAUAGUGCUAUGGAGGGAUAUUGGCGCAAAGAACGACAAAAACAUAUCUUGAUUAUUAUAAUCAAACAAAAAAGUGUAUUUAAUUGAAAAAUGAUUGUGGAAAUAGAAUGAUAAAAAGUCAAAACUCAAGCAGGAAAAUACAUUUUAAUAAAUAACGCACAUCAAUUAUAAUAUGCACACUAAUAAUACUAAUAAUUGAAACAUAAAAUCAAUCAUACACUAUUCUUAUGUACACUUUUGCUCUGAUUAAUUUGAUCCCACCUGACUCCAGAGUGGGAAUCCAAACAGCCAACUUUACAGGCAUGUCUUACUGUAAAGGGCAGGAAGAAGCCCAUACAUAGUGUUUAAACACAGGUCUUCCUCUCAGCAUUAAAUCACGCUUUCAUUAUGUAGAAAUGUCUGACUCAUAUGUUCAGGAAGUCGGACCUCCUUCUCCAAACUCCUUUAAAAGGGCACAAAUCUUGCUCCUGUUUAGAAUUUGAACUAAAAGAUCUCGCUCGAACAGCGAGUUUCCUUCCUAAGCUAUUACUUAUUUUAGUUGAGUUAUUUAUUUUUAUUUAUUCCUUAUUUAUCCUCCUUAACCUUUCUUCCAAAUGUUUUUGUUUCCAUACACCUCUUUCUCCGGCCUGUCAUCUUUCCUCUUGAUCAUCUCACUUCCUUUCUCUCUGUCAUUUUAUCUGACUGACUCCAACCCACUUCUAUCCUUUGAUAACCAGGUCAGAGAGGUACACCUCUACACAGAUAACCACAGAAGAGGGAUGUAUCUGCAGAUGACCCUGAAUGGGAGAGUGUCAGGAAGUGAUGUUCAGACUCCUCACAGUGUGCUGGAGCUGAAAUCAGUGAAACCAGGCCAUAUAGCUAUUAAGGGACAGUCAUCAUCGUUGUUUCUCUGUAUGGACGGUGAAGGCCUUUUGAGGGGGCAGGGACACUACUCAGAGGCUGACUGCACCUUCAGAGAACUGCUGCUGGCGGAUGGAUACACCCGUUUCCUUUCCUCGCACCAUGGAUUUCCCGUGUCUCUGGCAUCAAGAAAUUCCCCGGAUCGACACACAGUCCCUUUCACUAGAUUCCUACCACUCAGGAAUACUUUGUCACGGGAGAAUGUGUCUGAACAGCCACCAAACAAUGAGAGAAACGUCAACAUGGACUCUGAUGACCUUCUUGGAAUGGGUCUGAAUACUUUGGUCAGUCCUCAGUUCUCAGUGGACAAAUAGAAAAUCAAUUUUAAAAAUGUAUUGUUUAUUUAUUGAUUUUGUUUUAUGAUAAGCUUUUGGUUCUCAAAUCACAGUAAUAUUGUAACUUAUUUAUUUAUUGUGUGUCUGGUGUAUUUCAAAUAGUUAUUUAAAGACUGAAAAAUAAAUUAUGAGAUUUCAUGGUCAGUAUGAGAGCUUGUUUGUGUCUGAGUAAGAAAUGGCCUGUGUUUGUACAACUCGUGUGUGUCUAUCAGAUGAGAGGAAAAUAAAUUAUAUAAAUUUUACUUGUUUGCUUGUAUUUUGUUUGUCUGAGUUUGUCUUUAAAUAAUGAUACAUACAUUCAAUAAAGCAAUUGAAAAAAAAACCUAAGUAGGAUC
Molecule: messenger RNA, 1665 nt
Organism: Centropristis striata (black sea bass)
Lineage: Eukaryota; Metazoa; Chordata; Actinopteri; Perciformes; Serranidae
Gene: fgf21
Product: fibroblast growth factor 21
Exons: 4
Coding region: 689-1309 (206 amino acids)
Biological process (GO): positive regulation of protein phosphorylation; fibroblast growth factor receptor signaling pathway; cell differentiation
Cellular component (GO): cytoplasm
Molecular function (GO): growth factor activity; fibroblast growth factor receptor binding
Source: RefSeq, a predicted model, not a curated record